AGAACAUCAGAACAGAAGAUGCGGAUGCCAGCUGUUCAACCACUUUGCUUUCUUCUUCUAUUUGGUUCAUUGUGUUAGUUAGGGUUUUCAGAGCUUCACUUUCUUCGCUACCCACUCUCCAAAUGUAAUUCGCUUUUACCUCAAUACAACAACGCAACCCACUUCUCAAUUCCCAAAAAUUAAAUAAAUUCCUUCGUUUCUGUAACUACAGAUAUUGUAUAAUUGUUCGGUUUUCCGCAAUUUUUUCCAUCCCUCUGUGUUCACGUGCGUCAAUGUCCUGCCACGCGUGCGGAUUUUCAUGGUGGAGCUCGUGUUGUAAGUGGAAUUUAGUCUCCGUUUGACAUGUGGGUUGUAGGUGGAAGUUAUUGAAUGUUGAAUUGUUCAGCUUGAGGAAUUGUAACUUAUUUUGGAUGCAUUAAUCUUGAGCAUAUGAUUACUGACUUAACUAGUGACUAAAAUAGCUUGUCUUGGGAGCAUUCAGAAUUGGCCUUAUUGUGAUAUUCUGAAAAAAUAGCUAAAACGGGGUCGCUUUGUUGUGUGGCUUCAAGGCCACAUGGAUCAAAUUCAGGCAGUAGGGACUGGUCCAUGGGUCCAAAUGAGCCCUACUGGCGAACGAAUUCCAGUUUCUCACCACCUCCAACAAGAUGGGAUUUCAGAUUCCAGUCUGAAGGGCUGCCGUAUGGUGUGAAUGAUGGUAUGCAACUAUACGGGUCUUCUACAUCAUCAAAUGGUAAAGAAAGUAGAGGCUGGGUCAGAGGAAACCACCUAUAUGAUCUUCACUAUUCUGCUUCAGAUGGUACAGGGAUUUUCCUUAGCAGUCCAUCUGACCUUUCUCAGGGUCCUCAGUGGACGCCUCCAGCAAUACAAGAAAUAAGUAUUGACGAUUAUGAAACAUUGACUAGGAAAGAGUCUCAUCCUUCCGCAAGCCGGGUAUCUUUCAUUCCCACUAAGGAGGGAACAUCUGCAAAUCCCAAUAGCAGGGGCUCAAUGUCAUCUCAAUCAGAAAGUAGUGAAUCCGAGUCUACUACAAAAUCACAUUUAUCCUCUCAGAGGAAUUUCUCUAAUCAUCGUUCCUUCAUCUCUAAACCCAUUCAUCCUAUGUCCUUUCAUGACCACCUUACAACUGCUAGAGAUGCCUUUGAUCCUGCAGUAACGGAUUUUACAGAGUUUGAUACUUCUACCCCACUCAGAGAUGGCCAGCAUUGGAGUAGUGCCAGCAGUAGUCAGGAGUUUGCUGAUGUUACCGAGUCAUUUGAAUUAGAAACGCCUGGUCACCCACAUAUUCCUCCAGAUGGAUUUAGAUGUGGUUUGUGUGAAAGAUUUCUAUCACAGAGAUCUCCUUGGAGUUCCCGCCGUAUUGUGAGAAGUGGAGACAUGCCAACAAUUGGGGUUCUUCCUUGCUGUCAUGCUUUUCAUGCUGAAUGUUUGGAGCAGGCAACGCCAAAGACCCGGAAAAGUGAUCCUCCUUGCCCUGUGUGUGUCAAAUUGGAGGAGGAAAAUUCCACUGAUCAAAGAGGUCUUUUGAGAUCAAGAAAUGGUCCUCCUCGGCUUAAAUCUUGUGAGGAUGGACCCUCAAGACCUUGGGGCUGUGCACAGGUGGGUGAUUGUGUUGAAGGGGCUCUUCAUGCACCACCACGCAAUGCUAUGUUCCUACUUAAUAGAAAUCGUAUAAAAAAGAACCUUUCUUUGAAGGGUAAUAUAAGCAAGGAAUUUCCUGGUAAGGUGAAGAAAAGUGGGACAUAUUCUUCACAGAUGUUUAGUGGAAGCUCAGCUGAUCAGGAAGCAGUUGGCUGCUCAAAGGCAAGUGCAGGCUCAAGUGUGUGGAGGUAAUGGCAAAUGUUGGAAACUUGUAACUUAAGCAAGAAAAUUGCGUGUCCCGCUUAGUCGAGUGAAAUUUUAUGACUUGGAUUCCUAACCUGUUCAUGAUCUUGUAUAGAUUGAUUUCUUGUAUGUGUUUUCGCUUGGAACUUCAUCUUAUUUGUGCGUUUGAUAUUCUAUCUAUAGUUAGUGCUUUAAACGUAUUAACUUUUGUUAGUGGAGUUCAGAUUGAAAAAUCACCAACCGUUGGAAAAUGUUAAAUAAACUGUUUAGGUAAAUAAUGUAUUUAAGGAAUUAUUUAAUAAACUUAUAUUACAUGAAGGUUUGU
Molecule: messenger RNA, 2146 nt
Organism: Abrus precatorius (Indian licorice)
Lineage: Eukaryota; Viridiplantae; Streptophyta; Magnoliopsida; Fabales; Fabaceae
Exons: 4
Coding region: 586-1830 (414 amino acids)
Source: RefSeq, a predicted model, not a curated record